GGCGGAAAGUAGACAUCGAAUUAACAAACUUGUGGUGGUUGAAGGAAGAUAAGAAGUCGCAAAAAGUAAAAAUGAAGCCUUUACUUCACGCCGGAAAAGUCUUCGCCCACCCGUUUUUUUGCUUCCGUCGAGUUCACUCCGGGCCGUGCACCCUCUCCUCAUUAGCCUUUAUCGGAAAAAAUAGUCAGAUGAUAGGGCAACCCUUCCCACUAACGCUCGCUGUUCGGUUUCAGGCGUCAGAUCAGUUUCAUCGAUACCUACACAACCCACACAUCGUUCAGCCUGAUGGGGUUGACAGUCUACCGCGUACCAAAGGCGGGCAACAGGAGUGGUUGAAUACUGAGCAAUGGGAUGGCUACAGCGACAGCUACCUCGAGAGGUAUAUGCAGUACGCCGGCACGCCGGAGCACCCGAAUCCGCAGAUCAGCCACCGACAUGAUUUGCUUUAUCGGUGUCUUGGAUUGGUGUAUGAGCUGUACGGAACGCUGGCUGAUGACCUCCAGCAGCUCCAUGAUGACCCGUUUCACCCGAAGUUCCAUCUUCGUAUCGCAAACAUCAAGCGUGAGCGUGAGAAAAUCGCCGAGGCGCUAGACCACUGCUACAAGAACCUGCAUCCGACCGUCAAGGCCGUCUACGAUGCCUACCUCGUGCGCCGCUACUAUCACCUGGCGGAUUGGAUCACGCACGUUGAGAGGAAACGCGCGCACAUUCUGGAGCAACUGAGCCCGGAAUUCAUUCAACAAGCUGUUGAAAUGCGUAAUCUAUCCCAGCGGCUCAUCAAGCGGCUCAAAUUAAUGGGAUCCAGCAUUGAUGUUAACCCGACCCUGGGCCUCCUAUCAAAUAAUGAACUAGAUCAGUAUACCACAGAGGAACUGGCUAUCCUUCAGCAAAAGGCAUCAUACUUUCGAAAGAUGCGUAGGUUUGGUGUCAACCAGCUCGACUCUGAUGUUCAUACGCACUGAAUCAAAUGGAAUGCCAAAAACAAAUAUCACCUUUGAUUUUUGCUUUAGCUGGAGGUGUAACUUUCCAUGAAUCUU
This is a messenger RNA of Phytomonas sp. EM1, 1037 nucleotides long. The record is from the annotation of a GenBank genome assembly. NCBI's taxonomy places the organism in Eukaryota, Euglenozoa, Kinetoplastea, Trypanosomatida, Trypanosomatidae.